This is a messenger RNA of Podarcis muralis (Common wall lizard), 1014 nucleotides long. Its product is annotated as vomeronasal type-2 receptor 26-like. Lineage: Eukaryota; Metazoa; Chordata; Lepidosauria; Squamata; Lacertidae. Gene Ontology annotation, biological process: G protein-coupled receptor signaling pathway. Gene Ontology annotation, molecular function: G protein-coupled receptor activity. Gene Ontology annotation, cellular component: plasma membrane. The record is from RefSeq and is a predicted model, not a curated record.
AUAGUCAAAGCCAACAACAGGGACCUCUCCUACAUCCUCCUCAUUUCCCUCUUGCUCUCCUUUUUGUCCUCCUUCCUCUUCAUUGGCUGGCCAAGGAAAGCAACCUGCUUUUUCCGACAAAUUGCAUUCAGCAUCAUCUUCUCAAUUGCUGUCUCUUCAGUCUUAGCAAAAACCAUCACAGUGGUUCUGGCCUUCCUGGCCACUAAGCCAGGGAACAGGGUGAGGAGAUGGCUGGGGAAGGGUCUGGCAAACUCCAUUGUCAUUUCCUGCUCCAGUGUCCAAGUUCUCAUUUGUACCAUCUGGUUGGGCAUCUCUCCCCCAUUCCCAGAAUCUGACAUGCUCUCCCAGCCUAGAGAGAUUAUCCUGCAAUGCAAUGAAGGGUCUGUUGCCAUGUAUUAUGGUGCCCUUGGCUACAUGGGCUUCUUGUCUGCCACCUGUUUCACGGUGGCUUUCCUAGCCAGGAAGCUUCCUGGGGCCUUCAAUGAGGCCAAGCUGAUCACCUUCAGCAUGCUGGCUGCCACCAAGAUGUCCCUGAGGACCAAGUGUCUCUUGACCAGGCCUUUUGAACUCCAGGAAGACUAUUACAGGCCAGGAGAUCUCAUUGUGGGGGGACAUUUACGCUUCAGCAGUGCCAUACACACAAAUCAGAUGUUUAUUUUGUCACCCCGAGAACGGGACACAUACAUUUCUAAUCAAGUGCUGAAGACCUACCAGCACAUCCUGGCCUUGGCAUUCUCUGUCAGUGAGGUCAACAGGGACCCCGUGCUCCUACCCAACACAACACUGGGCUUCCGUAUCUAUGGUGAUAACAGCGAUGCAAAGAGGACCUAUGAGUCCAGCCUGUCUCUGCUCUCCACGAGGGGGGACGUGGCCCCCAACUAUCAAUGCGACAGUCGGGACAAGCUGUUCUCCGUCAUCGGGGGUCUCAGCUCCAAAUCAUCAAUGCCAGAUGGCAUACCUCUUUGGCAUCUUGAAGAUUCCACAGCUUGGUUAUGGUUCAUUCAGCCCUGUUGA